GCGGAGUGUAUCGCAAGGCCAGAGACAGUGGAACAGUGAAAGGGCUGCCUGCUCGAGUCUUGCGUUCUUACUGAAUGUGUAGUCAAUUCCUCCUCCUCGAUUACUCACUUGCAGCUUUCUUGGCUAAACGAAAAAACUGCUAAAGGAAAAACAGCUUCUCUCAGACCUCCAACAGGAUCUAAAUGCAAACAUAUUUUUUGCCAACUAGUUAUAUCUUUAGAUGUUCUUGAAAAGCACAGGCUACAUGUGUAUAGAUGUCGAUAUUAUCAAUACCGCUCUAACGCCAACGUGGACACUGCAUUUGAGUUCAGUGACAAACUGACAAGGAGGCAGCUACAUGGACACUCACGCUCCUACAAUCUCAGAGACGCUGUGUUCUUGAUUUUUUCUCUUCCUUCGAUUCGUGUGGAAAUCAUUUUGGUACAGUUGAUGAUUUCCAAUAGAAGUAGUGGCAGUGCUCAUUGAUCGAGUUAGUAUUUGGUCGGCAAAGGACUAAUUCAUUCGUUUACUAAUGCCCUGCAAAAUGUUUGAAUCCAAAUACCUCUGAAUAAAUAGAAGGGACCAGUAGCAGACCCAUGCAGGGCUUCGAUAGUUGGUACGUUUUUCAUUCCUUAGGAAUUAUUUUGCAAGUGGCAUUUCUUCUCGCAUGAUAAUAUAAUAAUAUAUUUAUAUGCUGCAUAUAAUUAAUUAGCAUUAGUAAAACGAAGGAUUCCGUCACUUUAAUUGAUGAAUUAUAUGUCAGGAGAGAGAGAUGCAGAGAUUCAGAUGAUGAUUUCCAUUGGCAGAUGAUGCGUAGCGUGGAGAACACGUGUCCAUUUUUGCAUCAUAUUUUUUUCUGAUCUGGAAUUCUUCCUUGUCACACCAAGAAGGGAAAGAAGCUGACUGCCAAUGCACGGGCUAUAGAUUUGCGUUUUAUGGAAAUCUUGGGUUUCAGAUUUGAGGAAAACACGUAUAACAUCAUCCCCUCUCCGGCAACUAUGCUUUUCCACGGCCUCCCUGGAGGCGAAAUGCACGUUGUUGUGGAAGAAAUGGACCGGAGAAGAAAGAGCGAAUCCGCAGCUAUCAGUUCGGCCAUAGAUAUGGGAGAAUCUGAAACGAACAUGUCGUGCAUGAACAGCGACAGGGUGUCUUUGUGCGCGGGCUGCGGCGGGAAGAUCGCUGACCGCUACUACCUGCUGGCAGUGGACAAACAGUGGCACAUGCGCUGUCUCAAGUGCUGCGAGUGUAAACUUAACCUCGAGUCGGAGCUCACCUGCUUCAGCAAAGACGGAAGUAUCUACUGCAAGGACGAUUAUUACAGGUUUUCGGUCCAGAGAUGUGCCCGGUGCCACCUCGGGAUCUCGGCCUCGGAGAUGGUGAUGCGGGCCAGGGACUUGGUGUACCACUUGAACUGUUUCACCUGCACAUCCUGCAACAAGAUGCUAACGACUGGGGACCACUUUGGCAUGAAAGACAGUCUGGUGUACUGUCGGCUGCACUUUGAAAAUCUCAUACAGGGGGAAUAUCAGACACAUUUCAAUCAUGCGGAUGUAGCCUCUCACAAAGGACUGGGACCUGCCAACGCUUUGGGACUAUCCUACUUCAACGGCGUGGGGACUGUGCAGAAAGGGCGGCCCAGGAAAAGGAAAAGUCCCGGGCCAGGAGCAGAUUUAGCAGCCUACAAUGCCGCACUCAGCUGUAAUGAGAACGACGGAGACUCUAUGGACAGGGACUCUUACAGCUCCAGUCAGAAGACCAAGCGCAUGCGGACCUCCUUCAAACAUCACCAGCUGAGGACCAUGAAGUCCUACUUUGCCAUAAACCACAACCCAGACGCCAAGGACCUGAAGCAGCUGGCCCAGAAGACUGGCCUCACCAAGCGUGUACUACAGGUCUGGUUCCAGAAUGCUCGGGCCAAGUUCCGGCGGAACCUGCUGAGACAGGAAAACACGGGCGUGGACAAAACCUCAGAUGGCUCCACCCUGCAGGGGGGCACGCCCUCCGGACCCGCCUCCGAUAUCUCCAACGCCUCCAUGAGUCCUUCCAGCACCCCUACCACCCUGACAGACCUGACCAACCCCACCAUGCCCACCGUCACCUCCGUGUUAACCUCUGUCUCUGGCAGCAUGGACGUCCACGAGUGCAGGAGCCCGUUGCAGACCACCCUGACCAGUCUGUUCUGAUGCCCCCUUACAGACUGACCCCUUCAGCUUCAUCUGAUGCCCCGACCCUUUAAACACCCUCACCAGCCUCAUCCCGAACCCCCCCUCGACUGUGUCCACUAGGAACUAAAACACAGACCUUUGACAGAGACAUUAAAUGGACUAGUAAAAUUAAGGUAAAGGAAAAAUACUCUUACUUUUACUCUGAGCCCAUUUGAGAAUAUUUGCGUAGUGAGGCUGCCAAGCCUUGCAGAAGGAACARUUAUUGUUAUUUUGUUGUUGUUGUUUUGUUGCGAACUGAAGAGACUUGAUUUGCAUUUUUCAAUGUUUACAGAAUGAAACUGUGGAAAAGAAAAAAAACUGCUUAAUUUUGGAAAUUCAUUUUUUUCCAGCACAAUAUUUAUGUUGUUGUACAGGAGUCACUGUUAGGAAACAUUGAGAAGGAUUGUAAAAUGAUGGGAAAUCUGAGAUUAAACACAGGCUAAGAUAUGCUAUGGCUGCCA
Messenger RNA from Salvelinus sp. IW2-2015, 2644 nucleotides. RefSeq names its product LIM/homeobox protein Lhx2. The record is from RefSeq and is a predicted model, not a curated record. Gene Ontology annotation, cellular component: nucleus. Gene Ontology annotation, biological process: regulation of transcription by RNA polymerase II; neuron differentiation. Gene Ontology annotation, molecular function: DNA-binding transcription factor activity, RNA polymerase II-specific; RNA polymerase II transcription regulatory region sequence-specific DNA binding. NCBI's taxonomy places the organism in Eukaryota, Metazoa, Chordata, Actinopteri, Salmoniformes, Salmonidae.